Messenger RNA from Fusarium coffeatum, 969 nucleotides. RefSeq lists its product as uncharacterized. The record is from RefSeq and is a predicted model, not a curated record. Bases 1 to 969 code for a protein of 322 amino acids. Gene Ontology annotation, cellular component: nucleolus; preribosome, small subunit precursor. Gene Ontology annotation, biological process: maturation of SSU-rRNA from tricistronic rRNA transcript (SSU-rRNA, 5.8S rRNA, LSU-rRNA). The transcript has a single exon. Lineage: Eukaryota; Fungi; Ascomycota; Sordariomycetes; Hypocreales; Nectriaceae.
AUGGCGCAAAAGAGAGAGUAUUCAGAGGUUGGCUCACCUGAGCCUCGAGACAGAGCAUCUUUCAAUGGCGCCAAGAAGCGCAAGCAGAGCAAGACGAAGCACCGGCCGAACGAAGGGACUUCAACAUGGGCCAAGAAGCGAACGCGAACCAUUGAGCGACUCCUCAACAGAAACCAAGAACUACCCGCCAAUGUUCGCAACGAUCUCGAGCGAGAGCUGGGCGCGCUCAAGGCUACAGUUGACGACAAGAGCUUCCAAAAGCUACGAAGUGCCAUGAUCUCGAAAUAUCACAUGGUUCGCUUUUUUGGUACGAUUAUUUUUAGUCCUAUGUCGGAUGUGAAGGGAAAGGCUAACCUGCUGUGCGUAGAGCGAAAGAAGGCGUCGAGAUUAGCGAGGCAGCUGUGCAAGAAGAUUGAUCAGACCGAAUCGACAGAAACAGAGGAGCUCGAGGGAUUGAAGCGCGACCUCCAUAUUGCUGAAGUGGACGAGGCAUACACUCAGCACUUUCCCCACGCCGAGCCCUAUAUCAGCCUCUACACAAACGCCAAAUCGGACAAGCAAGAGGAAGAGAAGGAUGACGACAAGCUUGACUACACACCCCUUAAGCAGAGAGGCCUGUUGCACACAGAGAGGCCGCCAAUUUGGUCGGAAGUUGAGCAAGCGAUGAAAGAUGGAUUUCAUGCGCUGCGAAAUCUGAGGGAGAGACGGCCGGCUGAGGUUACAGAACCGACUAAACCCGAGCGCAACCAGAAGAAGGCCAAUGCAUCGACAAGCAAAGAUAAGACUGUGCCAGCUGCGAAGGCGCAGCCCAAGAAGGAGACCAAGCCCACUCCUUACACCAAGAGCAAGCCAGGGGCAGCUCCCAAAAAUCGCAGAGAGCGCCGACUUGCAGAACGCCAGGGCGCACAACCUGUUGUCAAGAGUGACGAUGAUGAUAGCGAUGAGGGUGGUUUCUUUGAAGAGCCUUAA